UUUUUUUCGUUUUUAUAAAUAUAUGAAUUUGUUUUACGAUUACAAUGCCUUAAAUUGUUUGAUUACACUUAUUUUAUUAUGAAUGUUUGUUUAAAGUCAGUUAAAAAUUAAAUUCGUUCAAUAUCGCAGCUCAACAUCGCAUAAACGCAAUAGUAAACUAAUAGCUCAUAAUAUGAGAAAAGAUAAAAUAUCAAUGUCUAUAUUUGCCGAGGACAUACUUAGGAACUAUGGGUUGUUUAUGCAGGAACACGAUGUAACUUUAAAAGAGUUAACAAAGCAAACACCUGCAUUCUCCGAACCCAAAAAUAACUCACUGAUUUCCAUGAAAUCCGUGAUAGAGCUUAACUAUGUUUUGAAAAAUUGCGUUGUGUCAGAGAGGUUUUUGGAGGAAUCACAGUUGGUCGCAAAUAAACCGUUGACUACAUUAGCCAAUUUGUGCAACCAGUGCCGGGAUUUAAAUGAGACAGCGAAGCAGUUGCAGCUGACAUUUUUACUCAGUGACUUCAGGCUGAAAGAUCAGCGACAGCAUUUAGGAUACGGCAUAGCUGGAUUGGAGCAGACUCUGUUUGGUAUAAGCACCUCCAUUGAUUUUUUUUGUCAGGUAAACUUUACAUUAAACCGUAUAAAUGCGACUGUUCAGAACCUGUGGACUCAAAUUGGCGCCGUCUGCGUUCUGGUGGAGAUCAAUGAAAUACAUAUAUUUACCCUUUUUGAUUAUAUGAUUGGACUACUUGAAUCCGUAGUAAUAUUUAAUGAAAUAGUGGAGCAUUCAGACAUAGCGUCACUAUGGAUUUUAUACAAAAAAUGGUUAACUACGUUUACCAAUAAUAAAGAUAUAUUGGACCACUGUACUUCUUUGGAACUUCUAGGCCUUAGUAAAGCUCUUAGUGACAUUGAGUCUGUAAUUGGUGGAAAUCAUUUUCGUACUCUUAUAGCUCAUCUGAUCAAACUGAAGAAACAAACAUGCCUAAAAGAUGUGAAUCAGAUUACUCAACAUUCCAAUGCCUACAUUCGUAGGAAGCUGGUUGCUAUUGAUGAAAAUCAGGAUUCCGACUACCAAAACAUUGAAGACCCUAAAUUAAUCAUUCAAAUCACCGCAUUUGUCACAACGCUCCACGAGAUGGGAAUCCAAAUAGAGACCAAGUCAGUCAAGGCUGUAAACGACCUCGUGACCAAGCACCAGUUUCUACCAAUAUGUGGGACGAUUUGCUGGUCUCCCCAUAAAUUUUUUUUGCACAAUUCCAAAACGUUGUUUAAAUCGCCAGCCAAGCCUCAAAUUAUAAACAGCCACGGCACAAAAUUCCAACCAUCAAUUAUUGAAAAAGUAAAACUAAACGACUUAAAAACCUGUCGGCAAUUAGGCAAUCAGAUUGCUCUUUGGUCAUUCAGCCUUAAAAGAGUAAUUGACUGUGGAGUUUUUGGGCACUUGAAGAUGUUUUCAAAUCUUAUCCUAAGUGGUCAUUCGUAUGCCAACGAAAUAUUUGUUUUAACGAACUCAUUGAUUAACCGUCACAUCGCGCUCAAGUCCCCAUUAGUAAAGGCUGAUCUCCUUCUUCUAUGCCGUCUGCUCCAAUAUCUUAUGAUAAUACAGGACAUCUUUGAGAAGAACCAAAUAAAUUUCAAUCGUUUCUUAGAUUCACUGAUUCAAUGGAAAAAGCAGAAGGUUCUGUACCUUCUACAGACUACAAAGAAAAAGAUUGUUGACAUAAAGUUAGUUCAGCAAAAAGCAAACCUUCUCUCAACAUUAAAGUUGACUGAAAAGAUAUUUGUAGGCUUUCCAAGUAUAAAGCGGAUGACUUUUCUUAAUUUGGCUCUGGCCGAGUUCUCUGACAAGGACCGAUUGCAACUUGGAAAUAAAAAUAAUUAUUUCAGUUCCAUUUUGUUUCGAUCAAACAAUAUGUGCCGUUUUAAGCAAGAUAACAGAACGAAAUUGGACUCAUCAAUUCUGAUUUAUAACUUAUGGCUUCGUAACACGUCCAUUUUCAAAGAUUAUGUUGAGUUGAAACGGAAUUCUCACUCCAUGCAGAAUAUAAUGGAGAUAAAUCAACAACUGCAAAAGAGCCUUCGAAUUUUUAACAGCUGUGAGAAUAACAAACAUCCGCCCAACUACCUGAUAAUCGAGUUUCUCAAAGUAAAUUUUGAGUUUUUUCUUCGGGUGGAAGCUCUCUCGCAUUUAUUUCAAAAUCAAGAUGAGCCUUUCCAAAAAAAUACCUUAGAUUAUCGUCACUGCAUAAAUGCAAUCGCUUCUGAAUGUUUCGGGAGUUACGACAUAGUUCGAGAUAACCUUGAGAACUAUUUAACUGAGACCUUUUACAAUCUGACGACAAUUGCACCUCACGACUGGAAAUCAUACGAAAAGAUGCGUUACUUUGCAAACAAGGUGUUACUUCUAAGUCCCAUUAAUGAUCAUCUUCCCAACCAGAUCAUAGACCAAGGUAUAGAUGUGCUGCAAAUUAUGCGAAAUAUAAACACAUUUGCCUCCUCGUUUUCUUAUAACAUGAAUCUACAGCUUUUUGUAGAAAUACAAAGCAAUGGAAAGCACCUGGACAUCAUAAGCACUCGGCAUGUUGCGAACUCGGUUCAGACACACGGCACUGGUAUCAUCAACACCACUGUAAAUUUUAUAUACCAGUUCCUGCGACAAAAGUUCUACACCUUUUCCACUUUCUUGCAUGAUGAGCAGAUCAAAUCGCGGUUGUUAAAAGAACUACGUUUUCACCUUGCAAAGAAGCAUGAUAGAAAACACGAAUCCUAUCCAUAUGAAAGGGCUGAGAACUUUCUUAAAAAGAUUAAAAAACUUGGUGUUUCCAUCAACGGAGAAACUUACAUGGACCUAUUUCGAAAAGUUAUUACACAAGUCGGCAAUGCUGUGGGAUACGUGCGCCUGCUGCAGGCCGGAAGCAAAAAUGCUAAUUACAGAAGCCGAUCUUAUAUGUCAAAAUUUGAAAAUAUUUUGAAUUCCGUGGACUCUCGACGAAUGCACAAGGUGACUGAAAAUUCAAUCGGCGAAUAUGAGAAAGGCGUGGGUCAUAUGAAGGAGUGCUACUCUGACAGCACAAACUAUUUCAAGCUGCUGCUGUUGGGAUUUAAGCCGUUCCUGUGCAACCCGAACAAUCAUCACUUAAAAACCUUUUACCUCAUAACACCGGCAGUGAUAACGAACUAUAUAGACUACAGGGUCAAAGAGAAAUUAAAGGUGCAUAAAAAGGACCAAACUAAUUUCUCCGUGUUUGAAGAUGGAUUUGCAAUCGGUUUGAUCUAUAUAUUAUGCAUGCUAAACCAGCUUGGCGAUUUUCAUGAGCUAGGUUGGAGCCAAAGCACUGCUAAGCAACUAAAUGCGGAGCGCUCCAAAGUGACCGGUAUAGUGAAAAGGCAAAAAGAAACAUCAGAGCAAGUCGACGAAAAGCUGCUCCAAACCGUGGCGAUAACUGAGCGGCACGUUAAUGCUUAUGAGCAUGAGUACAACCUCCUUUACGCCACCCUCAGUAGUGCUGAAAUAUUCUUCCAAUAAAAAAUUAUGGAUCAAUA
Messenger RNA from Drosophila ananassae, 3528 nucleotides. RefSeq names its product WASH complex subunit 4 (gene SWIP). Gene Ontology annotation, cellular component: endosome; WASH complex. The coding region runs from base 173 to 3511 and encodes 1112 amino acids. NCBI's taxonomy places the organism in Eukaryota, Metazoa, Arthropoda, Insecta, Diptera, Drosophilidae. The record is from RefSeq and is a predicted model, not a curated record. Gene Ontology annotation, biological process: endosomal transport; endosome organization. The transcript is spliced from 10 exons.